Trichophyton rubrum CBS 118892 is the source of this 819-nucleotide messenger RNA. RefSeq lists its product as uncharacterized. The transcript has a single exon. NCBI's taxonomy places the organism in Eukaryota, Fungi, Ascomycota, Eurotiomycetes, Onygenales, Arthrodermataceae. Gene Ontology annotation, molecular function: hydrolase activity. The record is from RefSeq and is a predicted model, not a curated record. Bases 1 to 819 code for a protein of 272 amino acids.
AUGGCAUCCUUCCAAAUCCUCUCCGAUCUCCAUCUCGAGUCUCCUUCGGCUUACGACAUCUUUGACGUUCCUCCCAAAGCACCCCAUCUCGCGCUCCUGGGAGACAUCGGUAAUGUGCGCGACAAGGGCUUCUUCCCGUUCAUCGAAGCACAGCUACGUAAUUUCCGCACCGUCUUUUUCUUGAUGGGCAACCAUGAACCAUACCACUGCAGCUGGGACGAAGCCAGGCGCAAAAUCAACGCGUUUGAACGCGAAACUCGCGAAAAGGCAAAUCUAGAUCCAACUUCGGGCCUAGGAACAUUCGUCUUUCUAGACCGCACGCGCUACGAUAUGCCCAAUACUAUCACGGUUCUUGGAUGCACUCUCUACUCGCACAUUCCCCCCGAGCACGAAGAGAGAGUGAGCUUCGGCCUCAACGACUUUUACAUGAUCGACGACUGGACCGUCAAAGGUCACAAUGCCACUCAUGCCGCGGACCUGGCGUGGCUGAAUGAGCAGGUUGCUGCUAUAUCUGCGUCUGAGCCGCAGAGGAAGAUUGUCAUAUUUACAUAUCAUAGUCCGAUUAUGCGGGAUGAGAGGGCUGUCGAUCCAGCGCAUAUCGGAAGUGCGAUUAGUUCCGGGUUUGCGACAGAUUUGAGUAGUGAGGAGUGUUGGAAAAACCUGAGCGUGCGACUAUGGGCGUUGGGGCACACGCAUUUCAAUUUUGAUUUCGUGGUAGGAGGAGGCUUAGGCCAAGGGAAGCGAGUGGUGAGCAACCAGCGGGGAUACUACUUUCAGCAAGCUGGAGGGUUCGAUGUUGACAAGGUUGUGAGUGUUUAA